Messenger RNA from Lymnaea stagnalis (great pond snail), 3248 nucleotides. The record is from the annotation of a GenBank genome assembly. Lineage: Eukaryota; Metazoa; Mollusca; Gastropoda; Lymnaeidae.
AUACCUAUUGUAAUAUUAUUUUUGGCUAUCAUGUACAAUGUACACUCAAAUUGAGUAUCAAUCACUGUAGUACCAAACUAGUUAUUUUUCUGUUUUCUGCACAGAAAUACACUAAAAAGUUUCUUAGUCUUACAUAAUUCCUGAAAUAAGCUACAUUCAUUAUUUAUUUUUAAAAUGGUUACUCAAGGCGAUAAUAAAAAUACAAGAUUCUUUAGAAAUUAUAAUGGUAGAAAAUCAAAUGAUGAGUUCCAAAGACUAUCUAAAUGCUUGGCAUAUAUCUUACGCUAUGGCGCUCACAAAGAAGGUUUACAUGUGGAUGAUCAUGGUAAGUAUUUGACAUUGAUUAUGGCCUAUUAAAUUGAGAUGUGUGUUCAAAAUCUCUGUCCUUUUUUAUGUUAUGAAACCAAAAACAUUUUAUCAUGGAAGCCUGAAAGUUUGAAUAAGGAAAGAAAGUUAAAAUCAAUAUUUUUGGGAAAUUUUGCCUUAAGUUAAUGAAAUGAUAACCAAAUAUUUAUGAAUAAAAAUAAACCAAUUCAUAGGCCUUCAAUUUUUGAGAAUCUCUUCAAGUGUUUAGUAAAUGGACUACUUACUUAUUAGGGUAACUUUUUUUAAAUUAGGUUAUGUUGACCUAGAUGAGCUUUGUACAGUUGACUUGCUCAAAUCUUAUAAAAGAGAUAAAGUAUUAGAGAAUGUUCAAUCAUCUGUUUCAUAUCGCAAUACUCAGCGAUAUGAAUGGAAGGAAAGAGAUGGCUAUACUUUCAUCAGGGCAGCUUAUCUCAGGAAUUUUGAGAAAGUGAGUUGCAUGUAUUUAAAAUUCUUGGAUCCACAUUGUCAUUUAUUUAAACAUGCACCAUAGUCAAUAUGGGCUUCCAAAUGUAUUAAAAUUUGAUGGAAAUACUAUUUUUUUAGUGCUCAAAGUUAUAAAAGUUUAUUAUAUGCUCUCUAGUACUGGUGAAUACUACUCAGUUUAAAUUAAUAUUAGGAUUAAACGGAAAUAAAAAAAAAAAUUUUGUCUUUUAGAAUCCAUAUCACUUGGGCACCAAGGUUCCUACCCUUUAUGAAUCAUCCAUAAAUUAUAUCAUCAACCAUUUGGAUGAGUAUGAUCUGCAGGAUUUUACAGAAGAACAAAUCAUUAGGCAUGAUUUUAUUCAUCUCACCAUUUUCUUUAUUAUUACCUCUAAUAAAAUUUAAACAUUCUUUUUAAUUUUAAAAUUAAAUAAAAGCAGUAGACUUAUCAACUUUCAACUCUUUCAUUUAUUUCCAUGUGUUAGAUGAAAAUUUAAUUCAGAGUUUAAUCAUGUGUGCCUAGAAAAGAAUUUAAAUUUAAGACUACCAGGACAGUCUUUUUACAAAUAAAAAUUAUCAGCAUAUUUAUCCAACUAGAAAUAACCCGCCAAAAAAUGGCGAUGGUAAUGCCGAAGUUCCCAUCUACAAAGCUACUUGACAAAACAUGUGUUAAGUAAUGAAAUUUAUAAGAAUCCCAAUUAGUGCUACUUCUUGGGAUUUUAUAUUGCGCACCUAUUGAACACAGCCAUACAUAAAUACCUAGAUAAUGAUUAUUUGCGAUAGUUUAUUAAAGUACUUGUACAAAAGCAGCUCUAAGAAUGCCAGUUAUUAAAGCAUUAAUUCUUUGAAAACCCUUUUAGUCCAGUUAACAUUUUCAAUAAAGUUUUAGGGAUUUUAGAAUUAAAAUUAUCUUAAAAAAUCUGAGGUAAUUUUUAAAAUCUAUUUUACUACUUUUCUAUCUUUUAAUGUUUUUCAGAAAUAUGAUUCGUUGCCUAAAGCAACAAAAAAGACUAACUAGUAAAUCUUUGCAAACAUUGCUGGUCCCUACAGUUACACAGUUGGAUAUGGAAGAUGUUUAUCUGACAAAAAAAAUACUAAGUACCAUCUGGACACAAUGUCCAAACCUUGUUGCCAUCAGCUUAAAAGGUUGUGGAUACCUCAUAACAGAUAAUGUUCUUAAUCAGUUUGUGCAGGUCGGUGUAAUGGAUUUACUUUAAAUUGUAAUCAGACUAGAUGAAAUUAUGUUAAUGUUAAGAUUUUCCAUAGUUUAAUAGCUAUCCUGCGAUGCCAUACUGACCCUUUCAUGAUUCAAAGCUAUGUAAUCAUGUCCAUCAACAAGGUAAGUCUCUUUUUUUCCUCUCUUAUAAAUAAUGAAAAACCUGGAUAGGUUUCUGACAUUAUAUUGAUUUGUCAUUUCAAGUUCAAAUCAUCCCUGUUUUCAGUUAUUUUACAUAUUUUAAUUAGUUGAACUUUUUCAUUUUCGUUUCAGAAUUUACCAAAACUGGAACGUUUAAACUUAUGCUCCUGUACCCAUCUCACGUCAAAAUGUUUAUCAAUCUUGUCUAAAUGGUUAGUCCACCUGCAGGUACUACACAUUACCUCAGUCCCCUCCCUCACAUUUUCUUCUGUUCAAAAUUUUCUUCAAAGUGCCAGUGAACUGAAAUUUGUAGAUGUUUUUUAUCUCAAAACAACAUCAGAACAAUACACAGCACUUAUGGAGACUGCAAAACGCAAGGAAAUAAAAAUUAUACUGAGAGACCCAAAGAAAAAAAUACUUGAAGGCCAAUCAGAAUGUGAUUUUGGACCCCCGGACAGCGCAUGAUAAUGAAAAUCAAUCUGGUGAAGAAAGUCCAAAUAAUGAGGAAUUACCAAUUUCUGACGAGAGCUCCUCAAGCGAGGAACCUUUCCAUUUUGAUUAGUCAACAAUUUAGGACUUGAGGUUGUAUAAAAUGUCAAUAAAUUGAAUGCACAUUCGUGAAUGAAAUAAAUGAGAGAUUUAUUACAAAUCAUAUGAAAUAUAAACUGAUUACAUUAUGGAAAAUGAUCAUGGAUGUUUUGCUGAAAAUUUAAGCAGCAGAGGUAUAACAAACAAUUUUUUUUCCCUUAGUAACAAGUCAUUCAGUAUAUAAAAUAUUUCUAAGUGUCAUAAUUUAAUAUUAGUAGUGAAAACUUCAUUGGUUAAUCAGAUUAUACAUCUUAAAUCAUCUGCACUUUGUUCAUUUAUUUUAUUAGACAUCCAUUCACUAUUUCUAUUAAUCAAAAUUAUAUGAUAGUCACUAGGCUACUAUUUAAUGGAAUUAAUACAAGUGAAUCAACAUAUACUCUGAAAUGUUAUUUGAAAUACAUUUUAUUUAUAUCGGAAUAAUUUUCUGAUAGUGGCCUAGGCUUAAGAGGCAUAUGAAUCACAUCAUGGUAAAAAAAAAAAAAAAGAAGAUAUGAAUGCUUGAUGGGUUUAAAGAAAA